UAUAAAAUAUUUUGAAAAUGGAGAAAUUUAUUGUUAAAAUGAAGAAGCGUAAAACCAAGCGUAAGAAGAACAGUUCACGCUUGCCGAGCAUAACCAAAAAGUCUAGAACAAAGUUUAAUACUUUCAUCAGUACAAGUGCAGAAAGAGGUAAGGAUGCCUUGACGCAAAGAGUACUCUACCAAGAAUACAGCUGAGAGUCAUAGUAAAGCUUCCAUUAAGCUGAAGAAAGGUAACUACAACAAAUUUGUUGCGAGCUCAAGGAAAAUAAAGAAGAAACCGGAUAGGCCAGAUAUGUCUUUGUCUUUGAAACCCAUGCACAAACGUGCUGCCAGCCAAACUCAAACAGUUCAGAUGACUCUAGAUCCUUCCAAAACAACUAAAUUAAUGAAGAAAGCAUCAAGUAAACCAGUGUUCGAUCAUAAGAAACAGAAAAAGCAAGAUGGUGUAAAAUAGAGGGCUAACCCUCAUGAAGUUUGUUUCCAAACUGAAAUCCAACCAGGCAAAGGCAGUUAGGAGCCGACUUCAGAAUGGCCAGUUGAACGAACAAGACUCAAAGAACCAAAUCCAGAGAGUCAAGUUCAAGGAAAUAUUUGCAAAGGUUGACAAAUAAAAAGCUUUUAGGCGAAUGAAGCUAUUGCUUUAGGAAAAAGUGUUUCAGGCUAGUAAAUACUUGUUCACAUGGAAGCUGAUACACUUGCACUCAAUUCCUGCUGAACUUCAACAAACAUAUUGGUCACAAUGAAAUGAGGUGAUUAUAUUGACCAGAAAACACUAAGAAUGAACAGAUGACUGAAGACAGAAAAAUCACGAGGGAGUAUCUCCAUUACUGAUAUGACAACCAUGGGCCUGACUACACAGCUGAAGCUCCAGUCACCCAAGAUAAGCUUGAAGAUACAAAAGAUGUUUCACAAAACCUUCUCAACCCUGAAACAGAAUUUUGUGACCACCAUGUUGACAAGAAGAACCAUUAUUGUAUUGAUUGAAGCAUGCAUUUGUGCUACAGAUGACUUAAAAUAAAAUAAUCCUCAUUUGAACCAUAAAGUGUACUCGAUUGAAGACCUUAACAUUAAGGUUGAGCACUGAAAUUUUAAGCCAAUCUAUGAGCCUAAGAUGGAUGAUUUGGUUAUUCAGCUAGAAGCGACUACAACAUCACUAUCUCAUCAAAAAGAUUUGUAUCUUAAAUAAGAUUGAGACUGAUUUUGAACUUCUAAAGAAGAUAAUUGAGAUCAAGAAGGAAAAAAUCCUCACUGAAGUGUCCCAAUGCUAUGACUCCUCUAUUGAGAAGGCAAAAGGCAUGGUAGAAGCUUUAGAGCUGCUUAAAUAAGCGAUCAAAUUUUAUGGAGAAGCUCUCAAAACACUCCUUGGAGGAGCAAGCCAUUAUAAAACGUUAUAAGACUAAUAAUCUGUUCCAAAUCAUGAGAAGCGUUGUGAAAAGAUCUGAGCUGAAUAGUAUAGAUCAGGUAGAUUUGACAGAAAGUCUCCUUUUGUUAGAUCCUAAUACCCUGAGCGAUGUCCACCGGAUCAUUGACAAUAUUAAAUUUGCUCCAAUUUCACAGAUCUAUCUCAGUAAAAUCAGAGAGUUAUUCACAAAAUCAAGUAUUUUAAAAGAGAGUCUCAUUACUCCUGAGUUUGCAGCAAUGUUUCCCAAACUACGCUCUAGUGAGCGCUUAUUCCAACUGAUCAGAGAUGGGCCUAACCCAUUUAUAUUUCAUGAGAAGUGAGAUAACAAAGGACAGACAAUUGUUUUAGUUAAACUGCUGGACGGACACAUCUUUGGCGGUUACAACCCAACGAGUUGGAUAAGUGAGUAUGUGUACUCUCAGUGUGAAGAUGCCUUCCUUUUCUCUCUGACUAAUGGAAAAGGCCGUAAAUGAAUUAAAUGUCCCAUUGAACGACACAAAUCGGACAAAGCUAUAAAGCAGAAUAAGACCAAGUAUAGUCCUGGAUUUGGGGAAGCUAAUAACAGCGAUCUCUUCAUUGCUUUCAGGAAGCUGGAUAAUAGCUAUAGCAGGCUCGGCAAUGUUUAUACGAUUCCUCAACUUUUCUAGCAGGUAGUGAAACAGGCUGGGAUAUUGUGGAAGUUGAAGUCUGGAGCAUCGGAUAACUGAUAUAUAAAGUUUCAUUUU
Moneuplotes crassus is the source of this 2126-nucleotide messenger RNA. NCBI's taxonomy places the organism in Eukaryota, Ciliophora, Spirotrichea, Euplotida, Euplotidae. The record is from the annotation of a GenBank genome assembly.